GACGGCAGAUCUAUUUUUUUUGAAAAUCAAUUUUAUGUUUUCUAAUUUGCGAGGAGGACUUUCGUAAAAUGCACUGUCGGAUCAGCUAGAAUCCGUUUCGCAGGCCGCCAUCUGCCAUGACUCGAUCUGCAGAUCCCCAACACCGCCGGUCCGUUGACCUCGUUCCCAGCACUUUUUGACGCCCUCAUGACUCCAGGCCGCCCGGCGUUGAGUAACUUCCUUUUGCUGCGGUAGACUGGAGGCCAGGGGCCGCGGACCUGGGACUCCCCAGAGUCAAGUUUGAUGCAUGGAUCCCAGCAGGACUGGGAACAGAAGCAUGAGGAGGAACAUGUUCCUCUGGUGGAUCUUACCGCUUAUUCCCCAAGGCUUUGUUCGCCAAGUCCGAGGAGAACUUCCUUUUAUGCCGGGAAACAACGCCGCCAUGCUGGUCAACUGGAAUGCUGUUGACGGAAACAAGAAGUUGUUCGCCAUCUAUGACACAAGCAGCGUUAACGAGCCGGGCAACAUGUCUUUCGUGAAGGAGACGGUGGAUAAACUCCUCAAGGGCUACGACAUCCGACUGCGGCCGGACUUUGGAGGUGCUCCCGUAGCAGUCGGGAUGAGCAUAGACGUGGCCAGCAUAGACAUGGUGUCUGAAGUCAACAUGGACUACACGUUGACAAUGUAUUUCCAGCAGUACUGGAGGGACAAACGUCUGGCCUAUGUCGGAAUCCCUCUCAACCUCACCUUGGACAAUAGAGUAGCAGACCAGCUGUGGGUACCAGACACCUAUUUCCUCAAUGACAAGAAGUCCUUUGUCCACGGAGUCACCGUCAAAAACCGCAUGAUCCGUCUUCAUCCAGAUGGAACCGUUCUUUACGGCCUUAGGAUAACUACGACAGCGGCAUGCAUGAUGGAUCUCAGGAGGUAUCCCCUGGAUGAGCAGAACUGCACUCUGGAGAUCGAGAGCUAUGGCUACACCACAGACGACAUCGAGUUCUACUGGAAGGGAGGCGAAUCGGCCGUCACAGGGGUGACGCGCAUCGAGCUGCCACAGUUCUCUAUUGUCGACUACAAGUUGGUUUCCAGAAACGUGGUGUUUUCCACAGGUGCCUACCCUCGGCUCUCUCUGAGCUUUAAGCUGAAAAGGAACAUCGGCUACUUCAUCCUACAGACGUACAUGCCAUCCAUCCUGAUUACCAUCCUCUCCUGGGUCUCCUUUUGGAUAAACUACGACGCCUCGGCAGCCAGGGUGGCUCUAGGGAUCACCACGGUGCUGACCAUGACCACCAUCAACACUCACCUGAGAGAGACGCUGCCCAAGAUCCCGUACGUGAAGGCCAUCGACAUGUACUUGAUGGGCUGCUUUGUCAUGGUCUUCCUCGCCCUCCUGGAGUACGCAUUCGUCAACUACAUCUUCUUCGGGCGGGGUCCUCAGAUGCAAAAGAAGCUGGCUGAAAAGGCGGAAAAGGCCAACAAUGAGAGGGCAGCCAAGUAUGACGCCGCCAGGGAGGCAGGUAGUAGGGCGGCAUCCCUAAAACGCUCCAAUCAGUUUAGAGGCCUUCGCCACUCGCGCUCGGCGGAGCCGGGCCACGGGAACAUCCUGCUGACCACGUUGGAAAUCCACAACGAAGUGGCGGGAGGGGAGAUCACCACCAGCGUGGCGGACAUCAGAAACUCUCAGUCCAUGGUGCAGCUGGACAGCACGGCCUCGUCGCACAUCCAGUACCGCAAGCAGAGCGGCGGCAACGGCCAGCGCUCGGCCAGUCGCCAUUCCUUGGAUCGGGCAGCCCAGAUGAAACGCAGCCGCCUGAGGAGGCGGUCGUCGCAGCUGAAAAUCAAAAUCCCCGACCUGACGGAUGUAAACGCCAUCGACCGUUGGUCACGGAUCAUCUUCCCCUCCGUUUUCUCCCUUUUUAACCUCAUCUACUGGCUCUACUACGUCUGAUC
This is a messenger RNA of Nerophis lumbriciformis (worm pipefish), 1929 nucleotides long. Its product is annotated as gamma-aminobutyric acid receptor subunit beta-3-like. Gene Ontology annotation, biological process: monoatomic ion transmembrane transport. Lineage: Eukaryota; Metazoa; Chordata; Actinopteri; Syngnathiformes; Syngnathidae. The record is from RefSeq and is a predicted model, not a curated record. Gene Ontology annotation, cellular component: membrane. Gene Ontology annotation, molecular function: extracellular ligand-gated monoatomic ion channel activity; GABA-A receptor activity.